Messenger RNA from Cannabis sativa, 2107 nucleotides. RefSeq names its product probable xyloglucan galactosyltransferase GT17. The record is from RefSeq and is a predicted model, not a curated record. Gene Ontology annotation, molecular function: glycosyltransferase activity. The transcript has a single exon. NCBI's taxonomy places the organism in Eukaryota, Viridiplantae, Streptophyta, Magnoliopsida, Rosales, Cannabaceae. The coding region runs from base 397 to 1902 and encodes 501 amino acids.
UAAUGCCAGUGUACCCAUACGAAAUUAUUAUACCUAAUAAUAAUAAUACAGACAGCAAUAUAAAGGGCAACAUGGUAAAUCCCUUUAUCUAAUUGUUUGUAAAAGUAUUGUUCGAGUAGAAUACUUAGAAAGACUCCAAAACCUUGUCAUCUGCGUACGAUAGUAGUAGUUUCGUCUUCAUCAUCCGUCCCUACAUAAUUUGGGAGUUUUAUUUAUUUGAAUUGUUUUUAUUAAAUUUUCCUGAAUUUCUCACCAAAAACUGCUGACUGCUUUAAUAGCUCUUCUUCAAUAUCACAAAAGUUCACACCCUUGUCUGUCUAUCACUAAUACCGCCAUUAAAGACCACUUUUCUUGUUUUGAUUGCUCCUCCUACACGUCAUACGACCCUUCGUUUUAAUGUUUUUCAGAAAGCAAAGCCCUCCAGCUUCAUGGACGGCGGAGAAGAAGAAGAACUGUUACGACAACAGCAAAAUCAGCAAAGAUCAAUCACCAUCAGUAACUUUCUUCAUUACUAAUACUCUCAACAACAAUCCCCGCCUCAAAUACAUUGUUUUCGUUAUCCUCUUUCUCUUGGCAUGGUUUCUUCUCCUCUCCUUUCGAUUCCCACUCACCAAAAACGACAACAAAAUCUUACACCCAGUUGAAAUACUAACCAAAAACGACAACAGAUUCUUACGAAAACAAGCUGAACUACCAUGGGUCCAGACUUGCCAAAACGGCAAUCUGUCCAUCUACGUGUACGAUUUGCCACCAGAAUUCAACAUCGCCCUUCUCCAACGCUGCCGAAAACUCAAUGUCUACACCGACAUGUGCCCCCACGUCGCGAAUCGCGGUCUGGGCCGGCCCAUCACACCACUGGGCUCGUCUUCGGCGCCGUCCACCUCAACUAGGCCCAGCUGGUACGCCACCCACCAGUUCAUCGCCGAGAUGAUCUUCCACGCGCGCGUGGAGAAUCACGCGUGCCGGACGUGGGAUCCGGAGCGGGCAACAAUCUUCUACGUUCCUUUCUACGGCGGUCUCGACGCGUCGAGCAAAUUCCGCGAAACCAAUCUGACGGAGCGGGACGCGCUGUCCGUCCAAUUGGUUGACUUUCUCCAAGAGAAGCCGUGGUGGAAACGGAACCACGGUAAGGACCACUUCCUUGCUCUAGGCCGCACCGCAUGGGAUUUCAUGAGGAAUACAAAGGGAAACGACUUCGGCGCCAACUGUCUCCUCAACCUCCCCGCCGUUAAAAACAUGACGGUGCUGACAGUGGAGAGGCAGCCCUGGCAAGGGUCAAACCAGCACGGUAUUCCUUACCCUUCAUACUUCCACCCGUCCACGUGGCAAGAGGUGCUUACGUGGCAGGAAAAGGUUAGGAAUUCGAAGCGGCCCCACCUGUUCUCGUUCAUCGGUGGGCCCAGGAAGGGUCUGGAGAAGGCGGCCAUAAGAGACGAGUUGAUCACUCAAUGCGCUGGGUCGACCCGGUGCGAGCUCUUGAAAUGCGGGUCUAAGUGUCACGACCCGGCCCAUGUGAUUGGCGUCAUGAGCCGGUCCGUUUUCUGUCUCCAGGCGCCCGGGGACUCGUUCACGCGGCGGUCAACGUUUGACUCGGUCCUCGCCGGUUGUAUUCCCGUGUUCUUCUCGCAGCACACGGCAUAUAGCCAGUACCGGUGGUUUUUGCCGGAGGAUACAAGUGAGUACUCGGUCUUCUUCGAUGAGAAGAGCGAGGACAGCCGGAGAAUCGAGGAAGAGCUUGCCAAGAUUCCUGGAGAGAGAGUGGAGCGGAUGAGAGAGAAAGUUAUAGGGUUGAUCCCGAGGUUGACGUAUACACACCCGAACGCCACUGGAACCGGGUUUGAAGACGCCGUCGACGUGGCUUUGGCGGCGCUUGCCAACCACGUACAGUUCAAAUUAGCUUAAUUAAUUAGGUUUUAAUAUAUUAUUAAUUUUUUUUCCCAGUUUUAAAUAAAUUCAUGAGUUACAGUACAAAAAGAGAAUUUCGAAUAUUUCUUUAGGUUGUUUUGUAUAAUAAAUGCAUUCCGGUGAUUGCCGACACUUAACUUCAAUUCUUUUCUUUCAUUUUCCAUUUUAGUGUAAAUAAUUAACUAACGUGUUUUUUAUUUCA